Messenger RNA from Penicillium cosmopolitanum, 621 nucleotides. RefSeq lists its product as uncharacterized. Lineage: Eukaryota; Fungi; Ascomycota; Eurotiomycetes; Eurotiales; Aspergillaceae. The record is from RefSeq and is a predicted model, not a curated record. Bases 1 to 621 code for a protein of 206 amino acids. The transcript has a single exon.
AUGAGACGCGAAACUUCCAACAACGCCAAAUUAGUCGUCCAAAAAUACCUUGACAUUCUCAUUGGGCCUUCCGAGACAUCUAGGGAGUCAGUUCCCCAGUUUAAAUUCCUCCAGGAACUCGCCACUAUACAACUUUGCAACAACCACAAAAAGCAUCAUUCCCACGCCAUAGGACAGUGGCUGAAUGAAUUUACUGCCAACCAGGCUUCUAUUAUAGUCGGGCUGGCAAAGUACUACAAUCUGGAAAUCGAUGAUACAGUUAGCGGAGAAAGCCAAAACUCGGAUGAUGAAGAUGACGAAAAGAAUUUGAAUGUUACCGAGGAAGAGGAUACAUCGGAGGAAGACGAAGAAGAAGAAAAAUCAAUCCUGGCUAGCCAAUUCUCGUCGUCGCUUACAUCUAGUAUCUACCACACGUCUAUACUAGCAGCAGACGAAGUUGCUAAGGACGUCACCUGUCUUUUGCAAAAGCCUAUUGACAUGAAGUCCAAUGAUGCAAAGCCUGGAUGGAUAUAUGUCAUAUCCCCUCUCGCAAUGCCAGGAACCUUCAAAGUCGGCUAUACUCUUAAGCCCCCCCCAGCUGGACCGUUUUCCAAAGCACAAACAGUGCCAUGGCGAGUUUGA